Messenger RNA from Corapipo altera (White-ruffed manakin), 7580 nucleotides. RefSeq names its product phosphatidylinositol glycan anchor biosynthesis class O (gene PIGO). The coding region runs from base 237 to 3503 and encodes 1088 amino acids. Gene Ontology annotation, molecular function: mannose-ethanolamine phosphotransferase activity. Gene Ontology annotation, cellular component: endoplasmic reticulum membrane. NCBI's taxonomy places the organism in Eukaryota, Metazoa, Chordata, Aves, Passeriformes, Pipridae. Gene Ontology annotation, biological process: GPI anchor biosynthetic process. The transcript is spliced from 10 exons. The record is from RefSeq and is a predicted model, not a curated record.
GAGGCGCUGGUCAGCCGGGAGGGAGCAGGACACGGCUCCCGCUCAGGCGGGGUUAUGAGGAGGUGCACAGAGUGGUUGUCAGGACAUGGUGUGGGGCCGGGUAAAGGGCUGUGUCAAGGCUGACGGCGGGUCCUGGGGGAGAGGUGGGUGUGAGGGGUGUCGGGCCAGCGGUGGGUGCUGGCAGGGAGUGGUGCCCGGCCCGCCGUGGCCUGAGCCUGCCUGUCCUCCCCUCUAGGAUGCAGCGGUGGCCAGUGGUGCUCUUCCUGGCCUGGGUUUGCUUUCUCUUUUUUGCCGGCAUCGGGCUCUUCAUGAGUGGCUUCCUGCUCACCCGGAUCGAGCUCGCCAGCAGCAGCUCCUGCUCCGACCCGCUUGUGCCGCCGCCCUGGGAGGGGCAGAGCCUCCCGCCGGGCUCCUGCUGGGCGCCCCAGCGCUUCUCCAAGGCCGUGCUCGUCAUCAUCGACGCCCUGCGCUUCGAGUUCGCCCGCUUCGACCCCGGCAAGGCCAGCCCGCUGCCCUACGAGAACAAGCUAGGGGUGUUGCACCACCUGGCCACCUCCCAGCCCCGGCACGCCCGGCUCUACCGCUUCCGGGCCGACCCUCCCACCGCCACCAUGCAGCGCAUCAAGGGCCUCACCACCGGGUCGCUGCCCACCUUCAUCGACGUGGGCAGCAACUUUGCCUCCUACGCCAUUCAGGAGGACAACCUGCUGGCACAGCUGGUGCAGAACGGAAGGAGAGUUGUCUUCAUGGGUGAUGACACAUGGGAAGGACUCUUCCCAAAGAAGUUUUUCCGCUCGUAUUUCUUCCCUUCUUUUAAUGUGAAGGAUCUUCACACUGUGGACGAUGGGAUCCUGCAGCAUCUCUAUCCAACUGUGGACAGUGGAGAAUGGGACAUGCUAAUUGCUCACUUCCUUGGAGUGGACCACUGUGGGCACAAACACGGACCCGACCACCCCGAGAUGGCCAAGAAGCUCACCCAGAUGAAUGAGAUGCUCAGGUCCUUGGUGGAUCACCUGGGGAAUGACACCCUUCUUCUGGUGGCUGGGGACCAUGGCAUGACAGAGACUGGAGACCACGGUGGCGAUAGCGAGAAGGAAGUGAACGCAGCACUGUUUGUGUACAGCAGGACACCCCUGUUUGGCAGUGGCCCUCCAGAGGAGCCUGAGACCAUUCCCCAGGUGAACCUGGUGCCCACUGUGGCCCUGCUGCUGGGUGUGCCCAUCCCCUACAGCAACAUUGGGGAGGUGAUGGCUGAGCUGUUCUCCGGGGACGGUGACACUGUGUCUGCAGCCUUGCAGCAGCUCUCGGUCUAUCACAUCAACGCCAAGCAGGUGGAUCGCUUCCUGCACUCCUACUCGCUGGUGGCUCAGGACCUGCCAGCAGAGCAGCUCCAGCACCUGCAGGAGCUUUUCUCCAGCACCGUGGAGGAGCACACUCAGCUCUUGGCCGAGGUGCAGGGAACAACGCUGGUGCCUCCGGACCUGGAAUCCAGGCUGGGAAGCCUCAUUGGUCGCUUCCAGCUCUACCUGCGGGAGGCACGGGCUGUGUGCACCCAGUCCUGGGCCCGCUUCCAUCCCCUGCGUAUGGUGGGAGGCUGCAUCCUUGUGGCGUCUUCCUGCUUGCUCUGCUACGUGGCCUCAGAGUUGGCCGCAUCCUCGGACUCCUUCUAUCGCAGCUGCCUGCUGUACCCGCUGCUCUGGGGCCUCAUGGGGGCUGCUCUGCUUGGGCUGGCCCACGUUUUCACCCAGGAAGGGCUGGACCUUCUCCUGGUGUCGUCAUGGGCAGCCGCUGCUUCUCAGAUGGGAUUUUUCUGGCACUGGUGGGUCCAGCAUCCCAAGAGGGCCCGUUUGGUGGGCAGUCAGCCACCCUUGGCCAGCAGUGGCCUGAGGCAGAGGCUGCGAGCAUGGCUGGGGCUGGCCUUUCCCAUGGGCAUCCUGUUCUUCCGCUGUGGAGCCAUGUUCUCCGACAGCUUUGUCGUGGCUGAGGCGCGGGUGGCCCCGUUCCUGCUGGCCUCGCUGGUCAUGUUGCUGUUAGGGAAGCUCCACUGGGACGGUCACCUGACUGUGCCAGAAAGCCCCAAGCAGCAGCUCCUUGGCUUUUCCUCUUACCGGAAGGAUAUCUGGUACUUGCUGUGCCUCGUGGCCGUGCUCCUGGUCUGCGUGCGCCUCUCCGGUUUCUUCCACCAGUGCCGCGAAGAAAUUCCUCAGUGCCGGCCCUCUCUUUUCCUCUCCCCUCUUGCCAGCCUGAGAAACACACGGGCCAAGAACCUCUUCUACCUCCUGUGCGUGGCCUUGCUGGCCGGGCUAGUGUAUGCAGUGCGGAGCUGGCUGCGGCACUACGGCAACCUGAACAGCUCGGACCCCCUCGUGCUCUUUGUGCGCUGGGGCUUCCCGCUGGUGGUGCUCUGCAUUGCCUGCUACUGGGCUGUGGCCUCCAGCACUGACGACUCCCUGGGCAAGCUGCAGGAGCUGGUGCAGGUGGCAGUUGUUGCCUUUCCAUGGGCUGUCUAUGGACUGGCGUCCGUGGGACUGCUGCUCCUGCUGUGCAAUCCCAUGACAGUGUUUGCAAAGGACACACGGGAGUCAGCAGGAUCCAUUGUCACUCCCUACCUGGGGGUUCCCAGCUCCGAAGUCGACUUCCUCCACGUCAUCCCUCAGAUCUACAAGAGGAUGCAGGAGUCCCAGAAGAGCAGGCUGGAGCGAGGCAGCUGCAGGGCCACGGUCGCAGCGUAUGGGCUGGGCAGUGUGUACUCGGCAGCCCUGGUCAUAGCCCUCACCCUCCUGGGCUUCCUCCUGAUGCUCCUGCACAGCGAGCGCCUGAGCUUUGCCUUCCUGCUCCUCUUCCUGGAGGCCUUUGUGCUGCUGCACAUCCACACGUGUGCCAGAGGCCUUGCUGGAGAUGCUGAGCCUUUUUCUGUGCCCUGGUAUGCAGUCAUCUCCUGGCUUCUUGCUGCUUCCCAGUUCUUCUAUUCCACAGGCCACCAGCCCGUCUUCCCAGCCAUCCACUGGAAUGCAGCCUUUGUCGGCUUCCACCUUGACCACAGCACGAACCUCCUGCCUGCUGUCCUGGUGGGCGCCAACACCUUUGCCUCCCAUAUCCUCUUUGCAGUUGGCUGCCCCCUGCUCCUGCUCUGGCCCUUUGUGUGUGAGAUGCCCAACUCACAGAGGAAGAAGCCCAAGAAAGAGUCACGUGAGGAGCUGCAGGAGGUGGAGGAGCACAUGAUGGAGAUGAGGCUGCGGGAGUCUCCGGAGAAGUUCUCCGCUGCACUGUUGCAGCUGGGGCUGAAGUACCUCUUUGUGCUUGGGACACAGCUUCUGGCCUGUGUUUGUGCAGCUAUGAUCCUUAGGAGGCACCUCAUGGUCUGGAAGGUCUUUGCCCCCAAGUUCCUCUUCGAGUCGCUGGGCUUCGUGGUGAGCAGCAUCUGCCUCUUGCUGGGGAUCUCGCUAGUGAUGCGUGUGGACUGCGCCGUCAGCACCUGGUUCAGCCAGCUCCGGCUCAGGUAGCGCCGGAGACAUGGGGAUCCUGACCUGCUCGUCGGCCCAGGCUGUGGUUGUCCCCUUGCCUCCCUUGGGCUGGGAGGGAUACAUGAGCCGCCAGAAAUGAGUGCCUGCCGGCAGCAGUCAGGGAUUAUCCCCUGCUCCCCGCCUCUGCGCUGUAGAAAAGGACCGGAGUCCUGUUCCUUGCUCAUGGCGGGGGUGUUUCUCAGCAGGGGAGUUCAGAGCUCUUGCUGGGCCUUUGCUGGCAGCAGGAGGACUCUGCUGCAGGAGCCCAAGACACAAAGAGUCCUGGAGUGCUCCUCUGGAGAAACACCAAUGGGGAUCUUGCUGCUGCUUUCCUGACAACUGUCUCCACUGUGCAGCUGGAAGGCUUCGGUGGCCAACAGGAUGUCACGUUGCCUGUGCAAAGACUCAUAGGAUGGGGCCUGCUGAGGAGGGAAGAGAAGGUGGGAAGGAGAGGGAAUGUCCCACAGCCACGUAUUCAGUUUUCACACUGGAAUCAAAGUGUAAGUGGUUACAUGUGCAGAUGGCUCCCAGGGCCUCGGUGGCAGCUGCUCCUCUGUAAAGUCAGUCAGUUGCUCUGUAGUGAGGCCUUUCCUGCCCUACACUCACUCCUGUUUUCCUGGUGCUCCACAGCCCUAUGAAGGGCAGUGGAGAGCACUCUGGGCUGCCUUGUACAGCCUGAAGAGGGCUUAGCUUGGGGCAGUGGUAGCAGGGAGAACUGUGUCCAUGACCAAGAAGCUCUCCACUCGUGUUCUCAGCCUGUCAGGGUUCCUGUGGGCUGGGUGGUAGCAGCAAAGGCUCCUCAUCUCUUCCUAAGUGUGUGCUGCUGAAUGCUGGCUGUUAAUUGUGAAUGGUUAAGAUAGAGAGGAUGUAGUGACAGAAUAUGGGCUCACCCCCAUAUUGGGCCUGGCCAGGAGGAAAGAGGAGCCCAGAGUAGCUGUCCCUACUGCAGGAGUGGCCUUGGUGUGAGCUCCAGUGCCUGGGAACAGCUGCUUGAAAGCCCUGAGCAGGCACCAGUUCUUGAAGGAGGUGGUUUAAUUCACUGGUGUCUGUGUAUGUGCUUGGGCUUAUGGGCUCUAGGCACUGCAGCCAGUUGCAUCCAUCAUCCUGUGUUUGGUACUUCUCUCCCUCUUGGCCUUGGCAUUCUCUGUGGGACUUCAUGCCACAAGUGAGCUACCCCAAACUGCCCUUGGCUGCAUGGUGUUUCUUUCUUUAUGGGCACAGGUAGAGGACAGUGACCAUGAUGUGUGGCCACAUCCCAGCCAAGUUCCUCCUGCAGUUUUCAUUGGAGCUGGGAUUCCUUACUGCCCUGAACCACUGUGUGGCAUUACUUGGUGCUAUGAAACCUUUUGUCUCUUUUCGCUCUGGAAAGAGCUGAGGACUGCUUGCCUGGGAUUUUUGUAUUGAUGUUUGUCUGAUCCCAUUAAUUUUUAACUCAUGCACCAUGACUACCGCUGUUUGAAUUCCUUACUGCAGACUGUUAGUGUAACUCCAGGCUCUUCCUCUCCUCUGCCCUGGAGAGUCCCAGGGAAAAUGUCUUGUCACCUCUCUCAUCAUCUGAGUUCUUGCCGUUUUUCCCAAGUGUCCAGUUGCUGUGGAAAAUGGCUCUUUAGGGCAGGUUGAGUCUUGUAUUUUACCCCUGCAAAAUGCCUGCUGAGUUGUUAGGGUGCAGUUCUGGCAAGGCUUAAACGGCUCUAAUUUUGGGUUUCCAUUGCCUGACCUGAGCUGCUGGCUGUGCUCUCCUGUGUCAGCCUCUCCUUUGCCCUGCUCUGCGAGCCCGUCCUCCUCAAUUUCACCUGACUGAGCCAGGGACUGGUUUGUAGCUGGCAUCGCUCCCUGGGCUGCCUCACUGCCUGGAUGCAUGACACUGAUACUAGGAACAGGCAAGGGGUAGCAGCGUAGUGGGGGAAGCUGGAAGCUGCAGAAACACAUCAGCCCACAGUUAGAUGGGUUUAGGCAAUCCCACCCUCAGAAGUAGGUUAUUUGCUGUAAACUGUGACUCCUUGGCCAUAUGUUCUCUGUGCUGAGGGGCGAGGGGUACAUCCAUAUGCAGAGGAGGAAGGGGGUGGAGGUAGCAGCUACCCAGUGUUCAUUUAAUGUGAAGUUAGUCUGGAUAACAUGUUGCUAAACCCCAAGGCUGGAGCCCAAAUAAGUCGCCUUGUGACCUUGUAACCUGGUCAGGAGCUUGCUGCCCUGUGUGUAUUUGUGCUGGCAAGAAUCCUUGUGGUCACUGAUAGUGUAGAACUGGCCCCUGAUGUCCCUGCCGCUGCCACCCAGGCCCCUGGGCUCCCAUCUCUGGGACUAGUUCCUCUUUCACCGGCCACUCCAAGGCAGCUGAGCCUUUCCAUGCCCAUUGUUCAUGGUUAGAAUACUACAGAGUGCUUGAGCAUCCUCUGUCACCCCUCCAUGUGGCUGUGGGCUCAUGUUCCCGGGACACCAGGGAGAGCAGAGGGAACAGCAGCGCUGUAGUGUCACUGAAGCACACACACUUAUCUUAACAGAGACUAAACAAAACUUGCAGUAACAGAGCUGCAGGUACAUUCCUGUCACUGCAGAGAUGCCACGGAGUGCUGGCUGCUCGGCCACGGAAGACUGGCUGCUACACCAAAGAUUUCAGGUUCACAAAGACAAGUUUUCCAAGGGCUGGAGAUGCUCUUGCUUCCCUUCAUUGACUCUUUUAGUCUUUGUCAGCCUUCCCCAGCUGCCCUUGAGCUGAUUGAUGGUCUGCCAUUCUCCUGAGCCUGCUGGGGAUUACAGAGUUAAUGCUGGUCCAGGGCUUGGCGACCUUGGAAGCAGAGCAUGCUGCUGAUGCUCGAGCAGACAGGGCUGAUUUAAAACCACAAGAGGAAGCUGCCUGCUGGUCCAAACCAGGGCUCUUUGGGAAACCUGGCAUGCUGGGGAGUAGGCUCUGCCCCACAUCCUUUUGAAGGAGCCUGCUCCUGCCAUAGGAGCCUGCUCGUCUCUCCUGGAGGAGUUAUUCCAAGUGGUUUGUUUCUAGACCCUAUGUCCCUUGGCUGAGCAUGACAGGGGACAGAGUGCUCAGCGGAGUAGUUUCCAUCCUGCGCUCCACAAUCCUGUUGCACUUUGGGCUUUGCAUGUGUUGUGCGUGUGUUCCUUGGCAGGGGAGAGCUCCGUUGGGAAACUUCCCUGGCUCAGGCCCAUGGUGGACGGUGUGUCCCAUGGUCUGGCACAGGUCAGGGAUUGAGCUGUGUCUUUUUGUGCUGCUUGGAAAAUGGUGACCGAAAGCCACUACCACUGUGAAGAGUUGGGAGUGUUGGGAGCAUCCCACUGCUCUGAUCUGUGGGGCUGACAUGGUCCCAAGGGAUGGCACUGCUUUGGGGAGGCCAGGGCUCUGUUCCCACACCCGUUCCUCUGUCCCAUCUCUGUUCUUCCCUCAACACUUCAGGCUGCUUUUUUAUGCCAAGGCACAGUCCCAGUCUCAGUGUGCAUGUUCCCCCUUCCCCUUGGGAAGCAGCAGUGCCAGUGUGUGGGGAACAGGGCUGGGGGGGUGCUGCUCUCUCCUCUGAACCCUGACUCGACAUGCAACAUGGCUUGGAGCAAGAUUGUUUUAUUUUUUAUUAACCUCUGUGUGCCUCAGUCCCUCAUUUGGGGAAAAAAAUAAAAGGGGAUGGACCCAGUUGUGGAAAGCAUCCUGGGAGCUCUGCAUGCAGCGUGGUGCUACGCUUUCCUGGGUAUCUACACAUCUGGCUGUCAACGCUUUCAUUCACAUCCAGCAGCUACACCUGGAAAGUGGAAGUGAUGCUUGAGUCUCUGCUGGGAGGCAGAGUCUUUUUUCUUCCAAAAACCCCUCCAAAACAGGCAAGUGGGCAGCGCUCCUUCGCUCGGCAACUGCAGCCCUUGUGAUGAGUGUCCCACGUCCAGCAGUGCUGGGUGCGGCACCACCGACCGCGGGGGGCACCCAGGGAGGGGUCACUCCGUUAAUAAAUGAUUUAAUUAAUUAAUUAAGUGAGGAGUGGGGGAGGUGUGCGUGGAGAUUUGCUGUCCGAGGGGCUCCGGGGGCACGGGGCUCCGGGCGGCUGUGAAACUGAUGAUGUCUGCAAAUAAAACCGUGAGAGCCAA